Molecule: messenger RNA, 1981 nt
Organism: Triplophysa rosa
Lineage: Eukaryota; Metazoa; Chordata; Actinopteri; Cypriniformes; Nemacheilidae
Gene: pepd
Product: peptidase D
Exons: 15
Coding region: 91-1566 (491 amino acids)
Molecular function (GO): manganese ion binding; metalloaminopeptidase activity
Source: RefSeq, a predicted model, not a curated record
GGGCGCGGUCAUGUGAACGCUGGUACACUGUGAACGCGCAGAGAUCAGCUGACGCGCGUCACGUGACUGGAUCUCAGCAGCAGCGCGAGCAUGGCAGCAGCACAGCAGAAGGCAGUGUAUUGGCUGGGAAAUGACACUCUGAGAGUGUCAGCUGCUCUGUUUGCAGAAAACCGAAAGCGUCUGUGUCGUGCCCUGAAAGCAGAGAAGAAGCUGAAACCCGGAUCUGUGGUUCUGCUUCAAGGAGGAGAACAGCAGCAGAGAUACUGCACGGACACAGACGUGGUCUUCAGACAGGAGUCUUUCUUUCAUUGGGCUUUUGGUGUGACGGAGGCUGACUGCUAUGGUGCCAUCGAUGUGAAAUCCAACAAAUCUGUCCUGUUUGUUCCCAAGCUUCCUGAGAGCUACACAACAUGGAUGGGCAAGAUCUUUCCACCUGAACACUUCAAGGAGAAAUAUGCCGUGGAUGAAGUGCAUUACACCUCUGAUAUUGCUGGUGUCCUGGCCAAAAUGAAGCCAAGUGUCCUCCUCACACUGCGGGGGGUGAACACAGACAGCGGCAGUACCUGUCGUGAAGCGUCGUUUGAAGGCAUCAGCCAGUUUGAGGUGAAUAACACUCUGUUGCACCCGGUCAUAGUGGAGUGUCGUUUACUUAAGACUGACAUGGAGCUGGAGGUCCUGCGCUACACCAACCGGAUUUCCAGUGAGGCCCACAAAGAGGUGAUGAGACGUGUGAAGCCGGGACUGAAAGAGUAUGAGAUGGAGAGUCUGUUCGAGCAUUACUGUUACUCUCGCGGUGGGAUGCGGCACACCUCAUACACCUGCAUCUGUGGAAGCGGGAAUAACUCUUCAGUCCUGCACUACGGACACGCUGGCGCUCCAAAUGAUAAAACCAUUCAGGAUGGAGACAUGUGUCUGUUUGAUAUGGGUGGAGAAUAUUACUGCUACUCCUCUGACAUCACCUGCUCAUUCCCAGCCAAUGGAAAGUUCACAGCUGACCAGAGAGCCGUUUAUGAAGCUGUGCUCAAAUCCUCCAGAGAGGUCAUGGCCGCCAUCAAACCAGGUGUGAAGUGGACAGACAUGCAUCGUCUGGCUGACCGCGUUCAUCUGGAGGAGCUGGUUAAGAUCGGUAUUCUGCGUGGUGAUGUGGACGAGAUGAUGAAGGUUCAUCUGGGCGCUGUGUUCAUGCCUCAUGGUCUGGGUCACCUGCUGGGCAUCGACGUUCAUGAUGUGGGAGGAUACCCAGAGGGCAUCGAGCGUAUCGAUGAGCCGGGUCUGAAGAGUCUGCGUAUGGGUCGUGUGGUGAAGGAGCGUAUGGUCCUGACGGUGGAGCCGGGAAUCUAUUUCAUCAAUCAUCUUCUGGAUAAAGCCCUGAACGCAUCUCAACAGUGUGACUUCAUCAACAAUGAUGUCCUGGCUCGAUUCCGCGGCUUCGGAGGGGUGCGUAUUGAGGAUGACAUCGCCGUGACAGCUGAUGGUGUGGAGCUGCUCACCUGUGUUCCUCGAAACGUAGAAGAAAUCGAGUCCUUCAUGGCGGAGGGGACGUCCAAACCCUUCAGUCCAGUCUAAAUCAGUCCUGAAACUCUGGAAAACAUAUGAUGAUGACACUCCUUUCAUCACAUUUAAUGAAUAUCUUUGAUAUUUCGUUCAAUAAAGGGAAAUCAAUCAUACCUGAUGUUAGUGUGACAGCCGAUUCUUUGCUGACAGUAAGAUUCAUUCUGUAAAUCAAUAUAUGCUGCCUGAGCCAAUAUUUCAAUAUCACAAGUACAACAAUGAAUUACAGGAUCAUUUAUGCAUGAAUGUAGCACAUUUAACAUUUAUUCUUGCAUUUUCUAAGUAACUCCCUAUGAUUUACUCUCAUACUCAUAAUGACGGUUAUUAAAUUUAGUUUAGGUGACCUGUAAGAACAUGUUUCUAGUAUUUACUGCAGUUUGUAUGACAAUGUAAUGUUUAUUUUUAAUAAACAUCUGAUUUUUCUAGCAUC